GCAGAGGAGAGGUCUUUCUAUUCACUUUUCUAGUUUCACAUUUUACUUAGAGGAGGAUGGCUGUACUGCUCCAACUGCACUGCAUUUGUUUGACGGUCUUCAUAAUUGGCUUUCGUUCUCUCUGUGCAUUACACCAAUGCGAUGAAGAACUGAGGAGGCUGAGGGAACAAGAGAAGCUUUUGAAAAGUCAGCUUGAAAAACAAGACAUCCUCCUACGCAGGCUACGACUGUUUAACCAAGCCGGCAAUGAGGCAAAUACCAAAGUUGACCAAGCCCAUACCACCCAGCAAGAAGUACUGCCAGACUGCUCCCUUCUCUACAGUUCUGGCUCCAAAGCCACCGGUUAUUACAACAUCCAACCCCAUGGCACCGCUUCUCCAAUCAGAGUCUACUGUGAUAUGAAUGAAGGUGGUGGUUGGACUCUGAUACAAAAAAGGAUUAAUGGAGCAGAAAAUUUUAAUAGGUCAUGGGUGGAAUAUAAGGUUGGGUUUGGAAACAUGAUUGCAGACCUUGGGGAGUUUUGGCUUGGGAAUGACAACCUGCAUUCUAUCACUGCACAAGGCAAUUACACACUAAGGAUUCAUCUGGAAGAUUUUGAUGGUAACCAACGGUAUGCUGAGUAUAGGAAUUUCCAAGUUGCAGAUGAAAAGGACAACUACACACUCACUUUCGGCACAUACACUGGCACAGCAGGAAACGCUCUCUCCGGGAAUUACCAGGUUGGUGUGUCAGACUGGGCCAGCCAUCAGGGCAUCCCAUUCAGCACGUAUGACAAGGACAACGACAACUACCAAGGCAGUUGUGCACAGGAAGAUAAAGGAGGCUGGUGGUUCAACAAGUGCCACUCAGCCCAUCUGAAUGGCAGGUACUACCCCGGUGGAUACUAUAGUGGACUGACAGAUGACGGUGUCGUUUGGUACACAUGGAGAGGAUGGUGGUAUUCCCUGAAAACCACCAUCAUGAAACUACGACCUGACAACUUUAAAAUUGAACCUUUGAAUGACCCGAAUGUUGUUCGCAGAGAUCCUCCAAAUUAAGUCGAAGUCAGGUUAAUAAAACUACAGCGGUGCCUUGAAAUGCGAGUUUAAUUGGUUCCAUGACGAUGAUUGUAAUUUUACAAAAAAAAAAAAAACUAGGAUCCCAAAUCGUCUUUACCCAUUGAAAUUAGUUGAAAUGCUAUUAAUCUGUUCCAGGCUUCUCCCAAAAGGAGCUUUUUUCAACGUUUUCUCAUAAGCAAAAUAGCACUGAUCUUCUGUUUAUAUACACAUGAAACACUUUAUAUAUACAGUAAGAACAAUGCAACAGUUUCUGGCAUUCAUUGUGAUUGUGAGUCAUAUUCUUUUGUGCAAACCUUAGCUAUUUGCUAUAUAUAUAUAUUUGCUAUAUAUUAGCUAUUUGGGGCCAGUAUACUUCAGGCAUCUGAAUUUGCAUAGAGACAGUCACAACUCUUUAAUCAGCUCCUGUAAUAUUACUUUUUUUAUGACAAAGAAUAUAUCAGUGGGUAUUGUGAUGUUGUCUGUCUACAUAUAAAAUCAUCUUUGUUAAAAGGAUUAUUACAUCUCAAUACAGAU
Molecule: messenger RNA, 1571 nt
Organism: Syngnathoides biaculeatus (alligator pipefish)
Lineage: Eukaryota; Metazoa; Chordata; Actinopteri; Syngnathiformes; Syngnathidae
Product: fibrinogen-like protein 1
Exons: 7
Coding region: 57-1037 (326 amino acids)
Biological process (GO): regulation of immune response; negative regulation of T cell activation
Source: RefSeq, a predicted model, not a curated record